Messenger RNA from Sceloporus undulatus (fence lizard), 3473 nucleotides. Its product is annotated as arylsulfatase D-like. The record is from RefSeq and is a predicted model, not a curated record. Gene Ontology annotation, molecular function: arylsulfatase activity. The coding region runs from base 45 to 1808 and encodes 587 amino acids. The transcript is spliced from 10 exons. Lineage: Eukaryota; Metazoa; Chordata; Lepidosauria; Squamata; Phrynosomatidae.
AGGAGUGUCUCUUUUUCACGGAAGAGGCUUUGCCCACAGCCAGCAUGGAGGAAAGAUUCUAUGCAGCAACAUGCUUGGCCUUAUUUGGAUUGCUAAAUUCUUAUGGAAUGGCUAGUGCUCUGGACAUUAAACCUAACGUUGUUUUGAUGCUGGCUGAUGAUCUUGGGAUUGGAGAUAUAGGCUGCUACGGUAACAACACUAUCAAGACCCCUAACAUUGACCAGCUAGCAAUGGAAGGUGUGAAACUUACUCAGCAUAUUGCAGCAGCUUCACUUUGUACACCAAGCAGAACAGCUUUCCUGACUGGCAGAUACCCCAUCAGAUCAGGCAUGGCAUCAAGCAGUUCAUAUCGAGCAUUGCACUGGAAUGCUGGCUCAGGAGGACUCCCUGUCAAUGAAACGACUUUUGCUAAAAUAUUGCAUCAGCAAGGUUAUACCACAGGACUGGUAGGGAAGUGGCAUCAAGGUGUAAACUGUGACUCUGUCAAUGAUUAUUGUCAUCAUCCCCUAAAUCAUGGCUUUGAUUAUUUUUAUGGCAUGCCUUUCACUCUUCUCAGCAACUGCCAGGACAACAAGACUCCAGAUCUGGAUGCAGCCUUUCAAGCGAAGCUGUGGUUUUACACUCAGCUCAUUGCCCUAGCCAUCCUAACAGUUUUUGCAGGGAAGCUUGCAGGGCUGUUCUCUGUUACUUGGAAGGGAUGCAUCUGGUUAUCAUUGCUCGGAUUUCUAUUUUUUGCUUCCUGGUAUUCCAGCUACGGCUUUGUGAAAUACUGGAAUUGUAUCUUGAUGCGCAACUACGACAUUACUGAACAACCAAUGAGGCUGGAAAGAACAGCUUCUCUCAUGCUAAAUGAAGCAGUUUCAUUUAUUCAGAGCAACAAACACAGACCAUUCCUUCUCUUUGUUUCUUUUCUACACGUCCACACACCUCUGUUUACCACAGAAAGAUUUCUUGGGAAAAGCAGGCAUGGUAUAUAUGGCGACAAUGUAGAGGAAAUGGACUGGUUGGUAGGCCAGAUUCUAAAAACUAUUGACAAGGAAGGACUUAGAAGCAACACACUUGCCUAUUUUGCCUCAGAUCAUGGAGGACAGCUGGAAGCUCAAGAAGGAGCAAUCCAGCUAGGUGGCUGGAAUGGCAUAUAUAAAGGAGGCAAAGGCAUGGGAGGCUGGGAAGGAGGAAUUCGUGUCCCAGGCAUAUUUAGAUGGCCUGGAAUGCUCCCUGCUAACACUGUUGUGGAUGAACCAACAAGCCUUAUGGAUAUUUACCCUACAGUCACUCAUUUAGCUGGAGGAGUUUUGCCUAAGGACAGAAUAAUUGAUGGGAAGAAUCUGUUGCCUUUACUACAACAAAAAGUCAAGAAAUCAGACCAUGAGUUCUUGUUUCAUUACUGCGGAUCAUACUUACAUGCAGUUCGCUGGCAUCAGAAAAAUACUGGUGCCUUAUGGAAGGCUCAUUACGUGACACCAAUAUUCCACCCCAAAGAUGCAGGAGCCUGUUAUGGGAAAGGGAUUUGCCCAUGUUAUGGAGAAGGUGUAACUCAUCACGACCCUCCUUUGCUCUUUGAUUUGUCAAGAGACCCAUCUGAAGCAGUGCCUCUGUCAGCAGAUACUGAGCCACAGUUUCACUCAGUCCUAAAACAAAUAGGAAAGGCUGUGGAGGAUCAUCGGAGAACUCUUACUCCUGUCCCACAGCAGCUGUCUCUCUACAACAUUAUGUGGAAACCAUGGCUACAGCCUUGCUGUGGGACAUUCCCAUUCUGCUGGUGUGAUAAGGAAAGUGCCAGUACACCUUCAGUUAAUGUUGGCUAGCCAAAGCAUAUUGCUGCAAUGAAGUUUUUAGUAUAGAGAAUGCCAACCAAGAUCAUGAAGUCACACUCUGAAGAAACUCAAAAAGGAGGAGGGGAAUAGCAUAAAAAAGAUAUCUGACAAGAUAUUUCAGGUUCCAUUUUUGCAUUGCCCUGGGCAUCCUAUGUUCCAACCUAUGAGCCAGUGCCUAUGCUUCAUGACUGGUAACUGUGCUCCAAAAUCAGUCUCUUUCUGUCCCAUUUUCUGCCCUUAUUUUGCUAAAGCUUGCUCUGACACCCAACCCCCCAACUCCAUUUCAGAGAAGCUCUUCCUUUCUCUCCUCUUCUCCUCUGAUCCCUUACCCUUUCUGUAAAGGUCUCCCUUACUAGCAUUAUGCGUUUUUCCCCACUUCCCUUAAUUUUCCUUUCUUACUAGAUUUUCACUGAAUCAUUUUUAUUGUUUGUUUCCCUAUUCUCUUGUGCAGGGGUGGGAAGGAUGUCAUCCAUGGGUUGUAAUCAUCUUUUCAACCUGUUUUUACAGCCCUCUCAGAGGCCCUCCAAAGUCUCUAGACCUCCGCAUUUUUAAAAAACAAAAGGCAAACUUUCCCCCAAAACACUGAAGAGUGAUAUUAUGUACUCAAAACAGCUCUGAACCACCCCACCCCCACUUACAUCCCCCUCUCCAGCCUUCCUCGGUAGAUGAAGAAAUAGGGGGCAACCAAGGAAGGUGGCCCUUGAGAACUUCAGCAACCAAAAAAGGUGGCCCUUGAGGACUUCACCGGUACCAAAAGUGGGCAUCAUCCUUGCUGCAGUUGUCUGUCCCUUUUCUAGUAACUAACCUGCCCUAUGCCCUCUCCUAUCUGGUGUGUUAUUUUGUUCUCAAUAAACCCAGACCUAUUUCCCACUUACUUUUCCUCUUUCCUAGUCUUUUGGCCCUGUGUGCAAUGCAGAUCAAAAACCUUUUGGUAUCUGACAAUAUGAGAGCCAGCGUGAUGAGUGUUUGGGUGUUGGGCUAGGUCUCUGGAGACCAAGUUUCAAAUCCCUGCUCAUCCAUAGAAACCCAUUAUGGGCAACUCACAUAGUCUCAGCCCCAAAGAAAGGCAAUGGCAAACACCCUCUGAACAAAUUUUCCCAAGAAAACCUCAUGAUAGACUUUAGGGUCUCCAUAAGUCAGAAAUGACUUUUUUAAAAAAGAUUUAUUUCUAGCCUGCCCAAUCACGAAGAAUCUGGGCGGGUUACAACAAUAAAAUACAUCAAAUUACAAUAGAGUUUUAAAAAAUCAAGCCCUAGAUCUGUCACACAGCAACAAUAAUCUGACAGACUCGUCCUUGCGGUAGCUUUUCCAUUCCCCCUUCUUCUUGAGGCUUUGUUAACAUACAAGGUGUCAUUUACUCUCUCUGCAUUAUCACACAUUUGGUAGGUUUUUUGAAUUAUACUAAUCUUGUUAAAUUGCAAGGAAGAUGAAGAUCAGCAGUUACCUGACUGUAUACUGAUUUCCUUGCAUUCAGAUAUAUCCAACUGAUUUAUUGCAUGCUUCCUAUUUCUUUUUUUUUAAUAAUCUUUAUUAAAUUUCAAUUUUAAAAGACAGAGUAUGCAUUGAUUUCUAACAAUAUUAUUAUUACAUUUAUCGUAAACUCUGCACCCUUCCCUCCCUCCCCCUUUUUCUACUCUUAUUGUGCUGUUACACUAC